UAAUUUAAUAGUAAUUGAUAAAUUAGAUAGUAAUUUUUUAAGCUAAAUAAAAAGGAGGAUGCUGGUGAAAGUUCUGUUUGUGAUGGCCGCGUGUCUGCCAUUUUGUUGUGCGUUUUCAGUUGGCGACUCGACGCUCUAUCUUGAAGUAUGGAGAAGCGUCUGGCGGUUCGAUAAUGACUCCUACACCAACGGGAUAUAUGUUAACAGAUUUUACCACUGCGUCGGGACUCCAAUUAAAAUUAAUGUAAUCCUUACCAGCGCUAAAUGUAUCUCACGCUUCUAUUUAUCGAAGAACAAACCCGAUAUUUAUCUUUAUGGAAGUUAUAACCAAACAGAGACGAUGAUCGACAGAGCUUCGCCGUUCUUUGUCCACUUCCUGGUGAACGAAAUGCAGUCUUUCAAAGAAUACAGCCCUAUGGUUUUCAAAGUCAGUGAGGCUUUCCUCCCCGAAGUCUCCGAUCUCUCCGACUCCAAGACAGAUAUCGCUUACCUGGUCCUCGAUGACCCGAUUUACCUGGACAAAGGCGUUGAAUUCGUAAAACUGGCCGACAAUAAUCACGAUAGAGUUUACAAUAACUGCACCAUGGUGUCCGUCAGCCGGAGCAAUGCUAAGAGCUCGAUUAAUCUUACCUGCAAUUUUUAUUUUAAAGACGACUUCGAGGAUCAGUUGGAAUGUCAUCCUGUGAACAAUACUGAUGACUUGCACGUGUUCUUCGACCCAGGCAGCCCGAUCUUCUGCGAAGAAAAUAGUUCUAUUGUACAAGUCGGAUUUGUGGCUAAAUAUCCUUACUUGUUUCCUCAGUUUUCUUCCAAUAAUCUGCUAAGGAUCCAACCUGUUGGAAAAUUUCAUUCAGAUAAUUAA
Messenger RNA from Cotesia glomerata, 862 nucleotides. RefSeq lists its product as uncharacterized. The coding region runs from base 59 to 862 and encodes 267 amino acids. The record is from RefSeq and is a predicted model, not a curated record. NCBI's taxonomy places the organism in Eukaryota, Metazoa, Arthropoda, Insecta, Hymenoptera, Braconidae. The transcript has 3 exons.